Molecule: messenger RNA, 1251 nt
Organism: Trifolium pratense (red clover)
Lineage: Eukaryota; Viridiplantae; Streptophyta; Magnoliopsida; Fabales; Fabaceae
Product: probable pectate lyase 4
Exons: 5
Coding region: 1-1251 (416 amino acids)
Molecular function (GO): pectate lyase activity
Source: RefSeq, a predicted model, not a curated record
AUGGUAUCUCAAGGUACCAAUUUGAUCCUAUGGCGUUUUGUUUUGGCCAUUGUGAUUCUAAUCUUUUUCACUCCAAAACUUAGUUUUGCCAAACAAUCCAAGUUAAUGGGCUUGAAAAUGAAUAUGAUUGAUAGUUGUUGGAGAACAAAUCUUGAAUGGAGGAGGCAUAGACAACAACUAUCGACUUGUUCUGUAGGCUAUGCUGGAAAGAUGACAAACAACAUUGGUAAUGACCUCAUACAUUAUAAAGUUACAGACCCAAAUGAUGAUCCUUUAACUCCCAAACCUGGUACGUUGAGAUACGGAGCUUCUGUAAUUCAAGGUAAAGUGUGGAUCACAUUCCAAAAAGACAUGAAUAUAAGACUCAUGAAACCCCUUCUCAUUAGUAGUUUCACUACCAUUGAUGGUCGCGGCGUCAAUGUCCACAUUGCUAAUAAUGCAUGUUUGAUGGUAUUCAAGGCCACCAACAUAAUCAUUCAUAGCAUUCGGAUCCAUCACUGCAAAGCUCAAGCACCGGGGAUGGUGAUGGGGCCUAAUGGAAAGGUAAUUCAUUUGGGUCCAGUAGAUGGAGAUGCAAUUAGAUUGGUCACGGCUUCAAAAAUUUGGAUUGAUCAUAAUACACUUUAUAAAUGUGAGGAUGGGCUGCUUGAUGUCACAAGAGGUUCAACUAACGUCACUAUAUCCAAUAAUUGGUUUAGAGAACAAGAUAAGGUUAUGCUUCUCGGUCAUGAUGAUGGGUAUGUCAGAGACAAGAACAUGAAGAUUACCGUUUUGUACAAUCAUUUUGGACCUAACUGCAACCAACGGAUGCCUAGGAUUCGCCAUGGAUAUGCACAUGUAGCCAACAAUCUUUACUUAGGAUGGAUGCAAUAUGCUAUUGGUGGAAGUAUGGGACCUAGUCUCAAAAGCGAGGCUAAUCUCUUCAUAGCACCAAAAGUUGGGAGUAAAGAGGUAACAUGGAGAAAAAAUGGUAAUACAAAUGGAGACAAAUGGGAAUUUCAUUCUGUAAGGGACGCAUUUGAAAAUGGAGCCUCCUUCAAAGUAACAAAAGGAGGACGUGUGCCAAAGCCGAACUAUACCAAAGAUCAAAGUUUUAAAGUUGUUGGUGUUAAAUUUGUUAGAUCAUUGACAAGAUCAUCAGGCGCAUUUCAAAUUUCCAAAACAAGUUGUAUGUGUGUAUAUUUCAAAUGGCAAACACAUUAUUCUUCCGUAAUUCACAGUCUCAACGCAUUCUUUGGUCUUCUUCUUUGA